Adineta steineri is the source of this 2922-nucleotide messenger RNA. The record is from the annotation of a GenBank genome assembly. NCBI's taxonomy places the organism in Eukaryota, Metazoa, Rotifera, Eurotatoria, Adinetida, Adinetidae.
AUGCCCGUGUUUCAUACAAGAACAAUUGAAAGUAUUUUAGAACCAGUAGCACAGCAGGUAUCACGUUUAAUUAUUUUACAUGAAGAAUCGGCAGAUGAUAGUAAUCUUAUGCCAGAUCUUUCAAAACAUGUUCAAGUAGUUAAAUUAGCUGUUGAUAAUCUUAUUCAAGUAGGUCAUGAAACAUGUUCAACAAGUACAGAUGAUCUAUUACGAGUUGAUAUGCCACAAGCAUUUCAACGUGUCAAUCAAGCAUCAACAUUAUUAAUUAAUGCUGCACAAAUACUUAAACAUGAACCAUGUUCAACAAAAGGACGACAAAUGUUAAUUGAAGGAGCACGAUGUAUUUUACAAGGUAUAUCAGCUCUUCUACUUACAUUUGAUGAAUAUGAAGUACGAAAGAUUGUUAGUGUAUGUCAACAUGUUUUCAAUCAUUUAUCAUAUGUAGAAACAAUUGAAACAAUUGAGCAACUUGUUGAUUUUGUACAAAAUUUAACACCUAUACUAACACAAAUGAGUAAAGAAGUUGAUUUACGUAUAAAAGAAUUAACACAUGUUAUACAUCGUCAAUUAUUAACGCGAUCACUGGAACAAGUUAAAACUUUAACACCAUUAUUAAUAUCAAGUAUUAAUAUUUGUAUAACAUCAAAACAUACUGGUGGUCAUACAAUUGUUGAAUCAAUAGAAAAUCGUGAUUAUGUUGUAAAUAAAAUAAAUGAUGAACUCGGUGAAAUAAUACGAAUACUUCAAAUAAUAACAAUUGAUGAUAUUUUAUUAAAUGAAUUUGAUGAAGAUGAACAACAUAAUUUAAAAAAGCUUCUUAAAACACUUGGUAAUCGUUUAUAUCAAACAAAAAAUUGGUUAGCAAAUUCUCAAGCAUUAGAAGGAACAUUAGCUGAACGAUCUUUACGUACAAUUCUUGAUGAUUUACGUAUACAUAUUACGGAACAUUGUCUUGAUGAAAAACAAGCAAAUCAAUUAAUGGAAAAAGUAGAUGCUAUUUCACAAAUGAUGAAUCGUUUAUUACAAUUACGAGCACAAUCAAAAGGUGAUACUAGUGAAGCAACUAGUCUUUCACGUAAUAUUUCUCAACAACUUGAUACACUUUAUCGAUCAUUAGAGCGUACAAUUCAUUUAUUAAAGUAUACAUCAGAUUAUCAACGACCAGCAACGACUGUUAAUGGAAAAGUUGAUCAAGCACAACGAUGGCUUUUACAACCAGAUAUGGAUCAAUUUGGAUUUGGUGAAUUUGCUAUUCGAAGUCUUGUAAGAAUAGCACGUCAAUUAGUUACUAUAUGUGAAUUAUCUUAUCGUCGUGAUCUUAUUGAAUGUUGUCUUCAUAUUGAAAAUUUAUUAUUAAAAUAUAAUGAUUUAUUACGAAGACGAUUACCUAUUCAUGGACCCGAAUGUGUUAUGAUAAGUCGUUCUCUAUCAGCACAUAUAUAUCAAUUACAGUAUCAUCUUCAAGAAGCCAUUAUUUAUCAAGUAUCUGAUGAUUUUAUGGAUAUUACAUCAACAAUAAAAACAUUACGACAAGCUGCUUUUCAAUCAACAAAUGAAUCAAAUCGACAAGAAUUAUUCCAAACAGCUAUACAAGAAUUUAUAAAUCAUUCAUCAACAUUAACUCAAACAGCACGUUUAGCAGCAAAUGGAACAUCAUGUCGAUCAAAAUCGACUAUUGAAACAAUUAAUAUCACAGCAUCACAAAUUAAUGAUUUAACACCACAAGUUGUUUAUGCUGCUCGUAUUGUUUUUGGGAAUCCAUGUAAUUCAUCAACAACUCAAGAACAUUUCGAUCUUCUUCGUGAUCAAUGGUUAACACAAAUAGAAUAUUUACGACAUCAUGUUGAUGAAGCUAUUCCAUCUGAUGAAUUUAUUAAAGCUUGUGAAGAAGCAAUUAUUCAUGAUACACAACAAACAGAAAAAGCGAUUGCUGAUUUAAAUUCAUCAACUAUUAUUGAUAGUACAUCGAAUAUAAUUCGACGUGCUAAUCGUGUUUUACUUGUAACAUAUCAAGAAAUAGAAAAUUCCGAAGAUUCAAUUUUAAUAACACAAUUACAACAAGUAUCUAAUACACUUAAAGAAACUUUUUCAUCCAUGAUUGCUGCAGCUAAACAAUUAGCUUUAAAACCUGAUGAUAAAACAAUACAUUCAAAAUGGCAACAAACAAAUAAUGAAUUAAUCGAUGCUGUUGGCAAUGUACGUGAAAUACUUCAACCUUCAACAUCAAAUCUUACUAAUGGAAUAGCACAUAUUUCAUUGAAUCGUCGCAGUUCAUCAGGAUCUCCGCCUCCUCGUCCACCAUUACCAUCCGAUGAAGAAUUAUCUGCAUCUGCUGCUCCACCAAGACCACCGCUGCCAGCCGAAGAAAUAACGGAAGAAGAAAUUUAUGACAAAGAUCUUCCGCGACCUCAAUUAAAUCAACCAAUUCUAAUGGCUGCUCAUGAUUUGCAUAUGAAUAUAAAACAAUAUUCAAGUCAUGAUAACGAAUUAAUUGCAUUAGCAAAAAAAAUGGCUCAUUUUGUUGCACAAUUGAGUCUUUUUAUUCGUGGCGAAUCCGGAACAAAACGUGAUUUAAUAUCAAUAUCUCGAGAAUUAUCUGAAAUGUCUGAAUAUAUAACAUAUUUAGCUCGACAAAUAGCAAGUGAAUGUACUGAUCGACGAAUGCGAAUAAAUUUACUACAAGUUAGUGAACGUAUACCAACAAUCGGUACACAACUUAAAAUUUUAUCAACAGUAAAAGCAACUAUGUUUGGAACUCAUGGUUCUGAAGAAGAUGCUGAAGCAACUGAAAUGCUUAUUGGUAAUGCACAGAAUCUAAUGCAAUCUGUUAAAGAAACAGUAAAAGCAGCCGAAGUUGCAUCACAUAAAAUUCGACUUGUAGUCAAUGGUAUUCAUCUAAGAUGGACAAGACGAACUCGUUAA